UGUUUAUCUAAUCUUGUCGGUAAACCUCAAUUCGCAAUGGUAAUUUAUGAUGCAUUAGCACAAUUCCCUUUUGCCAUCCUACUUCUUCUCUCCAUCAUCAAUUUUCAAUACAACUCAAUUCAAACGUCAUCUCUCUCUAUCUCUUUCUAGACAAAGAGGUUAACCGACAUUGCCCUAUGAUUUUCGAAGAGGCAGGUUCAGCUAAUAUGGUCAAAACGGUGUGUACAUUACAUCCCUUUUUUGUUUCUUGCUCUUCUUCUUGUUUUACUUUCACUUCUUCCUUCUCUCUCAUCCAAUUCUAAAUAAGUAAAAUUUGACUUGGUUCAGAUGUAUGUAUUGUCACGUAUAUAUACUUUUAUUUAAUAUAUUUGGAAUAUUUUCAUUAAUCUAUACUGUAUAUUCCUAAUUUCAUUUUUGUAUUAUUUAAAUGUUAAUAAGCAAAGGUGAUCACCACCCACCCUGUUUCUGUUGAGUUGGCUGCUACUUCCCCUUUUUUCCUUCUUAUAUACACCUCUUCUUUGACAAUUUUAAUAAAAUCCCUCUUUUAAGAAGUCGAUUUUCAGACAUAUAACAUUACAUCACUUUCUCCAAUAUUUUUCACACAAUUCCUCUGUGUGUGUCUCUGUUUUGGUUGAAGAAGAACCACGGAGUUCUAAGUGAUCUUGAUUUCCGGCGAAGAAGGAAAGUAAUAUAUAGUUGGAUUAGUCUGGGAUUUAAUCGGCGAUCAGUUAAUUUUUUGCGGUACAUGUGCUCAUUAAAGGUGGCGAAUAGACAGGGCAGCGGCGACUAUGCCAGAAUUAGGCCGACCACGCCUAACACUUCUUCCACCGCUUCCGCUAAUGUUGACAUCAAUCCCUUCUUCCACAUGCAGCACCAGCCGGAUUACCUGCUGUCCGCGGUGGUGUCGCCGCCGCCUGCCCACGGCGACUUCGGGGAGAUGUCGGCGAUGGUGACGGCGCUCACCCACGUUGUUUCGGGGCAGAGGAGCUUUAACCCCUCCGCCGUUGAUUCGCCGUCCAGCUCCGGCUCGUGGUCGGGGCAGAAGCGGGUACGCCACCGCGAUGACGGCGAGUUUUCAGAGAGGAUAUAUGGCGGGAUUGGAGAGUCGUCGUCUUCAUCUGUUAAACCUGAACCGGAGUCCGGAGCUAGCGCUGCAACGCCAACCGCCGCCGCAGCCGAACCUCCCCAACAACCGGAAUCCACCGCAGCUCCGCCGGAAGAGGCCGGCGGAGAGAGGAGAAGAAAAUACAGAGGCGUGCGGCAGCGGCCAUGGGGAAAAUGGGCCGCGGAAAUAAGGGACCCACACAAAGCGGCUCGAGUUUGGCUCGGCACCUUCGAAACUGCCGAGGCUGCAGCCCGAGCCUACGACGAAGCGGCGCUGCGCUUCCGAGGCAACCGCGCCAAGCUCAACUUCCCCGAACACGUAAGGGUGCUGCCGCCACCUCAGCCGUCGCAAAUAGCCUCGCGACCCGCGGCGGCGCCGUUUUUCCAGACAGCCGGCAGGGAUUACUGGGAGUACUCGCAGCUGCUGCAGAGCACGGGCGAUUUGCCGGCGGCGCAGACGAAUUCGAUGUUCGAUCAAAUGUUCUACGCUUCGUCGUUGGCCGGAUUGUAUUCGUCGUCGCAUCAAUCGCAGCAUUCAUCGUUUUUCUCUUCCUCGACUUCCCAGCAUCCCAUGCUGUUUUCUAGCGGCCAAACCAUACAUUUCUCGCAGCCGCCGCCAGGAAAUAAUCAGCAUAGUCGCGGCGGUGGCGGUGGCAGUGAUGCUACCGGCGCAAGUCAGACACCGCCAUGGAGUUCCGGCCACUACCCUUCGUGCUCUAGUUCUUGAUCAUAUACUCUUCCGUUACAAAAUAGUGCACACUAAAUUGUGCUCUGACUAAGUAGUAAAUUAUACUCCUAGUAAAUAAUUGAAGAAAGUAUGAUUAAAAGAAAAGUGUGUUAAAAAUGGUAAAGAAAAAAAAGUUCACUUUUAUUAUAAUUA
This is a messenger RNA of Salvia splendens (bonfire salvia), 1984 nucleotides long. RefSeq names its product ethylene-responsive transcription factor ABR1. Gene Ontology annotation, molecular function: DNA-binding transcription factor activity; DNA binding. The record is from RefSeq and is a predicted model, not a curated record. The transcript has 2 exons. Gene Ontology annotation, biological process: regulation of DNA-templated transcription; ethylene-activated signaling pathway. Bases 746 to 1831 code for a protein of 361 amino acids. Lineage: Eukaryota; Viridiplantae; Streptophyta; Magnoliopsida; Lamiales; Lamiaceae.